GCAAUACAGUGAGGGGAGGGACCAACAUAAGGCAGUCAUAUUUUUGAAGCUGAAAUAAUGUGUUAGACCUUUUAUUGGGGGUUAAGCCUCGCAGAAGGUUCUCAGUUAAUAGAUGUCCACCCCCAUGGAGCCACCAGUUGGAAUGUCGCAUGCUGGUCCUUCACCAGGCGCUGGCCUGUCUCCUGGGCCUAUCCCUGGGCCCAGCCCUGGACCCGGCCCCUCUCCUGGCUCUCUACACAGCAUGAUGGGCCCCAGCCCAGGGCCCCCAAGUGUCCCACAUGUUAUGCUGGGCCAAGGACCUGGAGAUUAUUCUCAAGACAGCAUGCACUCGAUGCAUAAGCCUAUGGAAGGAAUGCACGAGAAGGGGAUGGGUGAAGAUCUGCACUACGGGCAGAUGAAAGGGGUGGGGAUGAGGUCCCUGCACAGUGGCAUGGGUCCUCCACAGAGCCCCAUGGAUCAACACAGUCAAGGAUACAUGUCUCCUCAUCCCUCGCCAAUUGGUCAAGUUCCUGAGCACGUGCCUAGCCCCAUGUCAGGAGGAGGGCCAACACCACCGCAAAUGCCUCAGGGUCAGUCGGGCCCCAUGAUACCCAUGGAUCCUCAGGGGAUGGGACAGCAGGCCAGGGGUCAGUCAGCCUUCAGCCCAGUCCAGCUGCAGCAACUCAGGGCUCAGAUCCUGGCUUAUAAGAUCCUUGGCCGUGGUCAGCCCUUGCCUGAGAAUCUUCAAUUAGCUGUGCAGGGCAAGAGGAGCCUCCCCACCAUGCAGCAGCAGCCCAUCAACAGUGGCCUCUACAACAGACCUCCAGGUCAAGGGGCAGAGACUCCCAGUGCCCCACAGAAGCUGCCAAUCCCAACUCCCAGUGGCAGACCAUCUCCAGCUCCCCCACUGGUCCCCACUGCCACCCAACCUGUCCCCAGUACCUUCCUCACCCCCCAACCUCAGCCUCAGCCUCAGUCACAGUCAGUACCAGGCCAGCCCUCACUCAUCAUACAGCUCCAACAGAAACAGAACCGCAUCACCCCUAUUCAGAAACCUCAGGGUCUGGACCCUGUGGAACUCCUACAAGAGAGGGAGAACCGGCUCCAGGCCAGGAUUGCUCACAGAAUUCAGGAGCUAGAAAAUCUUCCAGGGUCAUUGCCACCUGAUCUGCGGACAAAGGCUUCCGUGGAACUAAAGGCCUUAAGAUUACUCAACUUCCAGCGGCAGCUAAGGCUGGAUGUUGUAGCCUGCAUGCGCAGGGACACGACUCUGGAGACGGCGCUAAAUUCCAAGGCUUACAAACGUAGCAAGAGACAGACUUUGAGAGAAGCUCGCAUGACAGAGAAACUAGAGAAGCAACAGAAGAUCGAACAGGAGAGGAAACGCAGACAGAAACACCAGGAGUAUCUCAACAGCAUCCUGCAGCAUGCAAAGGAUUUCAAAGAAUAUCACAGGUCCAUCUCUGGAAAAAUCCAGAAGCUGUCCAAGGCCAUCGCCACCUGGCACACCAACACAGAGAGAGAGCAGAAGAAGGAGACAGAACGCAUUGAGAAAGAGAGGAUGAGGAGACUGAUGGCUGAGGAUGAAGAAGGUUACAGGAAGCUGAUUGACCAGAAGAAGGACAAGCGUUUGGCUUACCUCCUUCAACAGACUGAUGAAUACGUGGGCAACCUGACUGAACUUGUAUAUGAGCACAAGGCUGCUCAGGCUGCCAAAGAGAAGAAGAGGAAGAGAAAAAAGAAGAAGGAAGCUGGUGAUGUCGAAGGAAUGGGAUCAAUUGGGCCCGAUGGAGAGACCAUAGAUGAGAGCAGCCAGAUGAGUGAGCUGCCAGUCAAAGUUAUUCAGACUGAAACUGGGAAAGUGCUACAGGGAACUGAUGCCCCCAAGUCCAGUCAGUUAGAGGCCUGGCUUGAGAUGAACCCUGGCUAUGAAGUGGCUCCACGUUCAGACAGUGAAGAGAGUGGCUCAGAAUUUGAAGAGGAGGAUGAAGAAGAGGUGGUCUCAAGAGCUGAAUCAGAAGAAAAGAAAGUCAUCGAUCCCAACAGUGAUGAAGUGUCGGAAACAGCAGCCAAGCACAUCAUAGAGUCUGCUAAGCAGGAUGUGGAUGAUGAGUACAGUGUUCAGGCAGGCCAGACCAGCUCCCAGUCUUACUAUGGAGUAGCCCAUGCAGUCAUAGAGAAAGUGGAGAAACAGUCCACCCUCCUGAUCAAUGGAACACUCAAGCACUACCAGAUUCAAGGGCUUGAAUGGAUGGUGUCUCUGUACAACAACAACCUGAAUGGUAUUCUGGCAGAUGAGAUGGGUCUGGGCAAGACCAUUCAAACUAUCGGUCUUUUCACAUAUUUGAUGGAACACAAGCGCCUCAAUGGGCCAUACCUCAUCAUCGUACCACUCUCGACUUUGUCCAACUGGGUUUAUGAGCUGGACAAGUGGGCACCAAGUAUCGUGAAAAUUGCCUACAAGGGCACACCAUCAAUGCGGAGGUCUUUGGUGCCACAGCUCCGUAGUGGGAAGUUCAACGUUCUUCUUACCACGUACGAGUACAUCAUCAAAGAUAAGCACAUUCUUGCUAAGAUUCGCUGGAAGUACAUGAUUGUGGAUGAAGGCCACCGCAUGAAGAACCAUCACUGCAAGCUCACGCAGGUGUUGAACACUCACUACGUCGCUCCAAGGAGGCUGUUGCUCACUGGGACCCCACUGCAGAAUAAGCUACCUGAGCUCUGGGCCCUGCUCAACUUCCUCUUGCCCACCAUCUUCAAAAGCUGCAGUAACUUUGAGCAGUGGUUUAAUGCUCCCUUUGCUAUGACAGGAGAAAGGGUGGAUCUAAAUGAAGAGGAGACCAUCCUUAUCAUUCGUCGUUUGCAUAAGGUAUUGCGUCCCUUCCUGCUGCGCAGACUGAAGAAAGAGGUAGAGUCUCAGUUGCCUGAGAAGGUGGAGUACGUCAUCAAAUGUGACAUGUCAGCAAUUCAGAAGGUGCUUUACAGGCACAUGCAAGGCAAAGGCAUCCUGCUUACUGACGGCUCAGAGAAAGACAAAAAGGGUAAAGGAGGAGCCAAGACCUUAAUGAACACCAUCAUGCAGCUGAAGAAGAUCUGUAAUCAUCCCUACAUGUUUCCGCACAUUGAGGAAUCCUUUGCUGAGCACCUGGAGUAUCCAAAUGGCAUUAUCAGUGGAGCUGACCUGUAUCGUGCCUCUGGCAAGUUUGAGUUACUGGACCGGAUCCUGCCUAAGCUAAAGGCCACCAAUCAUCGAGUGCUGCUCUUCUGCCAGAUGACCUCCCUCAUGACCAUCAUGGAGGAUUAUUUUGCCUACCGUAACUUCCUCCAUCUGCGUCUGGAUGGAUCCACAAAGUCUGAGGAUCGAGCGAUGCUUUUAAAGAAAUUCAAUGAUGAAGGCUCACAGUAUUUCAUCUUCCUACUGAGCACCAGGGCAGGAGGUCUUGGCCUCAACUUGCAGGCAGCAGACACCGUUGUGAUCUUUGACAGUGACUGGAACCCCCACCAGGACUUGCAGGCCCAGGACCGAGCCCACCGUAUCGGCCAGCAGAACGAAGUACGUGUACUGCGGCUUUGUACCGUGAACAGCGUGGAGGAGAAGAUUCUAGCAGCGGCCAAGUAUAAACUGAAUGUGGAUCAGAAGGUCAUUCAGGCUGGCAUGUUUGAUCAGAAGUCCUCCAGCCAUGAGCGCAGAGCCUUCCUGCAAGCUGUUCUGGAGCACGAGGAACAGAAUGAGGAGGAAGAUGAAGUUCCAGAUGAUGAAACUCUCAAUCAAAUGAUUGCCCGUAAUGAGGAUGAAUUUGAGCUCUUCAUGCGCAUGGAUUUAGACCGUCGUCGAGAGGAUGCACGCAACCCAAAGCGCAAACCUCGGCUAAUGGAGGAGGAUGAGUUGCCAUCAUGGAUCCUGAAAGAUGAUGCAGAGGUGGAGCGACUCACCUGUGAGGAAGAAAAAGUCUUCGGACGAGGAUCCCGUCAUCGCAGAGAUGUUGACUACAGCGACGCAUUGACAGAGAAGCAGUGGCUGAGGGCCGUAGAAGAUGGCAACCUUGAGGAAAUUGAGGAGGAGAUACGCCUGAAGAAGCACAAGCGUCGCAGACAUGUGGACAAAGACAGCAGACGUAAGGACGUAGAGAAGGCCAAGAAAAGGAGAGGACGCCCUCCAGCAGAGAAGCUCUCCUCAAACCCACUCAAACUCACAAAACAGAUGAAUGCCAUCGUCGAUACUGUGAUCAAUUACAGAGACGUAUCAGACCGUCAGCUCAGCGAGGUCUUUGUGCAACUGCCCUCCAGGAAAGAGCUUCCUGAAUACUAUGAACUGAUAAGGAAGCCAGUGGACUUCAAGAAGAUUAAGGAGCGUGUGCGUAGCCACAAGUACAGAAGUGUGAGCGAUCUGGAGAAAGACAUCAUGCUUCUUUGUCACAACGCUCAGACUUACAAUCUGGAGGGCUCUCAGAUCUAUGAGGACUCCAUUGUUCUCCAGUCAGUGUACAAGAGUGCCAGACAAAAGAUUGCUAAGGAAGAAAGCGAAGAUGACAGCGACGAGGAUGACGAUGACGAGGAAGAAUCAGAGGCAGAGUCUAAGUCAGUGAGGGUGAAAAUUAGGCUGAGCAAACGGGAGGAGAGACUUCAGGACAAAGGCAAGAAAAGACGGAGCCGUGGAAAGGCUAAGCCCGUGGUCAGCGACGAUGACAGCGAGGAAGACCAGGAGGAAAACGAGCAGUCAGAGGGGAGCCACAGUGAUGAUGAGUGAGGAUUCGAGCUGAUUUUCAGCAUUCCUUUCACAUGUUUAUAUCCUUUUACCUUGCCGCUGUCAUACAGUUGAAUUAUUCUGUAAUUCACCUAAGGCUUGUUAUAAGAGUGAUUGUCUUUUGUGUCUUUUAUUUUAUUGUAUGGAUACACAUUUUGUCUUGUGUUGUUGUCACACAAUUUUGAAUGCAGUCAACUAAGAACGAAUCUACAGUGAGGAAACAUCUUUUUAAAAACCAGUGGCUGAAUUUUGCACCUUUAGAAUAUUACUUAGUUAUUCUUAUAUUUCAUUACACACAGUUGUGAAUUUUAGGAAUGACUUCUGUGUGCUUGUACUGUAUUUAAUUCAAAUGUAUGCAAUGAUUUAAAAAAGCAAGCAAAAUAUGUUUAAUUAAAAACAACAGAAAAGCUUUUAAAACCCUUAUUUUAAACCGAACACUGCAGAGACUUAAGGUUAAACCAGUCGUUUAUGAUUUAUUUGCAAAGCAUAUCUUCAAGUCUUCAAGUGUUACUUAAAGUGAAGUCCUCAUUACAUCGGCUUUAAUAAA
Molecule: messenger RNA, 5270 nt
Organism: Xyrauchen texanus (razorback sucker)
Lineage: Eukaryota; Metazoa; Chordata; Actinopteri; Cypriniformes; Catostomidae
Product: probable global transcription activator SNF2L2
Exons: 33
Coding region: 113-4726 (1537 amino acids)
Biological process (GO): positive regulation of transcription by RNA polymerase II
Cellular component (GO): nucleus
Molecular function (GO): ATP-dependent chromatin remodeler activity; DNA binding; ATP binding
Source: RefSeq, a predicted model, not a curated record